UUCCCUCCCUGUUUCUCCCCCUCCCUUCUUCUCCCACUAUCCCUCUCCCUCUCUCUUCUCUGGGUUUUCUGCUUCCAAACAAACACCUUCUUCCAGGCUGAAGCUGGUCCAGUCUCCCUAGGCGCAGCAGCCACAACAAUCCCGCAGUUCAAAGUUAGGCAGCAAUUGCACAACUUCCAGCAACUCUCUCAGCCGGCUGCUAAUGAGCUGAAAGCCAGGAACAUCUGAGGAAGUGAAAAGGAAGCCUCCAGCCUCCCUCCUUUCACCGGAGAGACCCAGACACCCCUCCCAGGGCCCCAGAUCACUUUGCGAUAAGGACUGUGUUAUUUGCUUGCCUUGCCCGGACAGACCAUGGCUCCCUUUGGAAGAAACUUGCUGAAGACUCGACAUAAAAACAGAUCUCCAACUAAAGACAUGGAUUCUGAGGAGAAGGAAAUUGUGGUUUGGGUUUGCCAGGAUGAGAAGAUUGUCUGUGGCUUAACUAAACGCACCACCUCCACUGAUGUCAUUCAGGCUCUGUUGGAGGAGCACGAGGCUACAUUUGGAGAGAAGCGAUUUCUAUUGGGCAAGGCCAGCGACUACUGCAUCGUGGAGAAGUGGAGGGGUUCAGAGCGGGCCCUUCCUCCUCUGACGAGAAUCCUGAAGCUGUGGAAGGCCUGGGGGGAGGAGCAGCCCAAUAUGCAGUUUGUUUUGGUUAAAACAGAUGCCUUUCUCCCAGCCCCGCUGUGGCGGACAGCUGAAACCAAACUAGCGCCAAACAGUGAGAAGCCUUGGGAUCUCAGCCCAGCGAAUUACAUGAAAACUUUACCACCGGAUAAACAGAAACGAAUUGUCAGGAAAACCUUCCGGAAACUGGCUAAAAUUAAGCAGGACACGAUCUCUCAUGAUCGAGACAAUAUGGAGAGUUUGGUUCACCUGAUUAUCUCUCAGGACCACACUAUUCACCAGCAAGUACAAAGGAUGAAAGAGUUGGAUAUGGAAAUCGAACAGUGUGAAGCUAAGAUCCACUUGGACCGGGUAGGGAAUGAUGGGGAGAAUUACGUGCAGGAGGCAUAUUUAAUGCCCAGGUUCAAUGAGAAUGAGGCAAAACUGGACUUUAACUCUGAGGACAACCAGACUCUAGAAGACCUGAACGACAGCGAGGGCAUGGCACAGCUGGAAGAACAGCUGCAGUACUACAGAGUCCUCAUCGACAAGCUGUCUGCGGAGAUUGAGAGGGAGGUGAACAGCGCGGGCGUGGCCGGAAGUGAAGACGCGGAGGGGGCAGCUGCGUGGCAGCUGGAAAACACCAAUUUAGAGAGCGUGAUGUGCGAUUUGGAGAAAAGUAUGAAAGCUGGUUUGAAAAUCCACUCUCACUUGAGUGGCGUCCAGAGAGAGAUUAAAUACAGUGACUCACUGCUUCAGAUGAAAGCAAGAGAAUACCAACUGCUAGCCAAGGAGUUCAAUUCACUCCACAUUAGCAACCAAGACGGAUGCCAGUUAAAAGAAAACAGAGGACAGGACGCUGAAGCUCCCAGCAGCAGCAAUGAGGAGAUCCCUCCAUUAACGCAAAGGGUUAACACAUAUACAAAUGACACAGAUUCAGACACUGGCAUUAGUUCCAACCACAGUCAGGACUCUGAAACGGCUCUGGGUGAUGUACUGCUGCUGUCAACUUAACACAGAUGGCUUCUUUCUAAGCAUCGAUG
Acomys russatus (golden spiny mouse) is the source of this 1688-nucleotide messenger RNA. RefSeq names its product Ras association domain family member 9 (gene Rassf9). The coding region runs from base 352 to 1659 and encodes 435 amino acids. Gene Ontology annotation, biological process: signal transduction. The record is from RefSeq and is a predicted model, not a curated record. The transcript is spliced from 2 exons. Lineage: Eukaryota; Metazoa; Chordata; Mammalia; Rodentia; Muridae.